AUGCCUCCACAACCCGGAAUGUUUGCGAUCCCCUACGCCUCGGCUCACAAAGUUCGCGCCAGCAAUAAUUUAGAAGUCCAUAACGGCAUCCCUGACAUGAAUAUGGCAUAUCACCAUCAUUCCCAUCACCACCCAAACCAACUAUCUUCCUCUACCAUGAUUGCUGGACCUAGCUCACGAGUACAUGUAGACGAUUCGAGGCGGGAGAAGCGGAGGAAGGAGAUUGCGGGGCGGCUUGGAAGAGAAAUGACUAGAGAAGACAUGCGGCACUACACCGAAGCCAUAUCAACACUGCAUAGUACAGCCCUUCAACUCGCAGCGCAGCCCGAGAAGCUCCCUGCCUAUCAACUACGUCUAUAUUCACUCUCUUUAGAACGCUCUGCUUUACUGGCUCAAGCUGCCGUUGAAGAGAAAUACGCGUUAGACACUGCGCAGGCAGCGUACGAGUUUGAGCGGGAGAGAAUUGAGGAAGAAUGGAAACGUGGAAGGAAUCGAAUACGCGAGAGGAUGCUCGAAGGUGUCGAAGACAGGAGACGCCGCGCUCGAGAUGACAAGGACGCGGACGGUGUCGUCGGUGGCGAGACGUCGUUGGACUCACAAUCGCGUCCAAUUGUUACGCGAAAGUUGCGCAACAAGCUGGGCACCUCGCCGCCACCCACGCCCCAAUCCACCAACGCUAAUGGCUCAUUAGGCUCAAUCUCCAUGAUCGCAGGACUGCUCCCCAAUCCUCACUCACUAUCCGUGGACGAGUUGCCUUCGCCCUUUCCUCUUUCACUCACAUCGGCCAUUCUUACUAACGCGCCCAGUGGCGGCAGCGGGAGCAAUGGCCGUCGGCGUGCGAAGGGAGGCGGCUCCCAGCCUCAAGCGGCAGGUAAAUCCGAGGCAGGGCUAGUCAGCUGCAAAGAGUCAGAACUCGAGAGCGAUCUCGGAGAGAUCAGGAGAGGCAACAGGAGGCGGAGGACAACGACUGCUGUCUUAUCGAAAACAUGA
Molecule: messenger RNA, 990 nt
Organism: Heterobasidion irregulare TC 32-1
Lineage: Eukaryota; Fungi; Basidiomycota; Agaricomycetes; Russulales; Bondarzewiaceae
Exons: 4
Coding region: 1-990 (329 amino acids)
Source: RefSeq, a predicted model, not a curated record